UUCCACAUUUUUCCUCACCAAACCAAAACAUCAAGUGAAACAGAAACAGAGUAAUUAACAUUGCAAAAGGAAAAAAAAAAUGGAGGCCAUUUCUUCUUCCAAGCACCUCAUCAUCACAACCCUUCUCAUAAUCGUUGCCUCCAGUUUUAGUUUCACCACAGAAGCCACUGAAAAACCAUAUCAACAAGCCAGCACAGUGUUCAUCAAAACCUCUUGCAGUUCCACAACCUACCCAAGGCUCUGCUUCGCCUCCCUAGUGAAGCACGCAGAGUCCAUCCAAAAUGAUCGCCUCCAAUUAACGUGCACAGCCCUGAACGUGACUCUUGCAGCUGCGAAAUCAACCUCAGCUAUGAUUUCAACAAUGGCCAAGAAACAGGGGAUGAAGCCAAGAGAGGUUGCUGCCAUGCAGGACUGCGUGGAGGUGCUGAGUGACUCGGUGGAUGAACUCAGAAGGUCAAUUGCUGAGUUGGGUAAUCUCAAGACUUCGAACUUUGAGAUGACGAUGAGCGAUGUGCAGACUUGGGUGAGUGCUGCUUUGACAGAUGAGAGCACUUGCACUGAUGGGUUCCAACAACAACAGAGUGAAGAUGCUGUGAAUGAAGAUGAUAAGUCUGCUGUGAGAGUUAGAGUUGUGCAGACAGCUCAAUUGACUAGCAAUGCUUUAGCUUUGAUAAAUCGUCUAGCCAGUUCCCGCGGUUAGCGUGAUUGGUUCCGCGGUGAAAUACUCUAGAAUCAUUUCUGGCUAAAAGUUGUUUGUUAUAAUUUCUGAGUGAACAUGACUCGUGUUCCGUGCAAAUUGUGAAGCCAAACAUGUGCCAAUUGAAGUCCAGUUCUCUUGUCUCUUGCUGUAGCUGCCAAAUUAAGUUGGGGUGUGAUUAGUGUCAUUGCUGUUGCAGUCUCAAGUUAUGUGAUUUGGCCCACCUAGUUUUAAGUGUGUGAAAGAUUGUAAAUGUAUAGCAAUUAGUUGAGAUUUAUGUCAUGGCCAGUGAACUUUGCACUUCUAUAGUUUGUCAUUUUUUUGAUGAAUUACUUGUAUGAUUGAUACAUACAGAGUGAAGUUGUUCAAUGGCUAUAUAAAGAUUUUGAAUUUCUGCAAA
Messenger RNA from Lotus japonicus, 1097 nucleotides. Its product is annotated as 21 kDa protein-like. The coding region runs from base 80 to 700 and encodes 206 amino acids. Gene Ontology annotation, molecular function: enzyme inhibitor activity. Lineage: Eukaryota; Viridiplantae; Streptophyta; Magnoliopsida; Fabales; Fabaceae. The record is from RefSeq and is a predicted model, not a curated record. The transcript has a single exon. Gene Ontology annotation, biological process: negative regulation of catalytic activity.